This is a messenger RNA of Lepisosteus oculatus (spotted gar), 5344 nucleotides long. It is a transcript of the gene mtmr14, whose product is annotated as myotubularin related protein 14. NCBI's taxonomy places the organism in Eukaryota, Metazoa, Chordata, Actinopteri, Semionotiformes, Lepisosteidae. Gene Ontology annotation, molecular function: phosphatidylinositol-3-phosphate phosphatase activity. Gene Ontology annotation, biological process: dephosphorylation. The record is from RefSeq and is a predicted model, not a curated record.
AUUCAAAUGUAAGGUCAGCAGAUACCUGUGGAUAUCAGUACAUCAUGUAAUCACCAGAUAAAAUUUCUUCUUUUUCUCCUUUCUGCCUCACUGUGCUUGGGGUACAGUGGGUUUGAAAUGUGAGCCUGUCAUUGUAAAUCCUCAGCUGAGUGUAGUAUAUGUUUGACAAUGCAAAAAUAAAAGAAUGAAGAGUGAGAGAUGUAUUUAAAUUUACUUUUAAAAUUUAAUUCGUAUUUUGUUGGGUUUAUAGUGUAAAUUAGACAAUUCAGGACUCAGUGCUUGGAUUGAGAGAUGCAGAUAGACAAUGUCUCAAAAACACCUCUGUACCACAUAGGAUCUGUCACAGAGCCAAUUUGCAGAAUUUGACAAAAGCACCAGACAUUUGCGCGAAAAAGUCAAUCUUGUAGAUUCCAAUAAAAAGAAAUAAGAAUUGUUGACUGUUGUGUUGAUUGUUUAUAAAAAUCUUAAUAUCAGAAGGGGAGAAGUAUUCUGUAUUUACGGGUUCUCUUUUAAUCUCUGAUAAUCUGGAAUGUUAUGAUUCCUAAAUACUGGUUGUAUUAAGGAACACUGUACUUUUUAUACGUUUACAGGACACUUAAGAUAUGAUCACCUGUGCCUUUACGUUUUACAAUAAGCAAUGUUUUUGCUUUGAACACCUUUAAAUGUGUACAACGUAAACUAAAACUGAUACCGAUUAAACACACUCAAUGCACUCUACGGUACAUGUACUUAUUAUUGUUUAAAGUUAAAACAAAUACUGUGUAGUGUACUAUAUGUGAAACAACACGUAAGCCCGCACAAUAACAUUCUUUGGACAGUUCAUCUUUAAAUCAUAAAAUGGAACAAAAUCAGAUUCGAAUUUCCUGACAGGAAAACUUCCUUUGUACAAUUCUUCUCCUCGGAGCUGUAAAACGGAGAACUAUUACGUCACUUCACGCCGGGAAGUGGUCUAUUUUACAGCUGGAAGGGGCGGUGGCAAUCACGUGACUACUUGAACUUCCUGUUUACUAUUUGUCCCGAAGAGCUUCUCUCCGCUCAGUGAAGGGAUAUACAUGCUCCCUAUUACAUAAAACUUCUUUCUACUUCCUGUAACUGGGUUCAAUAUUCCGAGCCCACAGCCACCUGGAUUUCGCGGAAAAAAGUUAGGAGAAACGUCGACAUGGCGUUUACAAACCUAACCGGCCGACAGUCCUCGGAUUUUCCUGCUUCACUCUCCCGGCGACCUCAUCUCCUGUGAUUUAUCUCUGGCACAGUAUGAAGAUGGAGUUGGAGUUUUCAUCAGCAUAGAAUCCGGAUUUAAACUUCAGGAGUUUCUCAGUGUUGUUAUUGUUUCCGAUUUUGAGAUGGCCGAAGUGUUGUGACAUUCUGAGCAGCCUGCUGUGUUUUGACUUGGGUUUCCGAUGACUUCGUAUUCCUUCUCCGAGAGGUAUUUCGAUUUCAAACCCCAAUUUAAACCGAGGUAUGAUUGGCUGAAGCUGUUGUUUUGGGGACAUAUCAUUUGAGACGUGGCUCGGUUUCUCCCUCGACACCCUGACCUCAUAAAACAGGUUUAAAGAAAGUGCCCCGUUUUUUUUUUUUUUUUAGAGGGAUACGUUUUUUUCGGGGCCCUGAAUUCAAACAGGUUACCCGGGUCUGGACCCUUGAAGCGGGCGGUGAGGAAGAAAUUGGCAGGGAGACGAUGGCCUGAUGGGUCCACCCGAGCCCAGGGUGCUGCGGUAUUUAAGGGUGGUGAGGUCCAGAUAGAGCCGACCCGGCGUGGCGCACGGACAACUAUGGCAGCGGCCGCUCUGGUCUCAUCGGACUGCUCACCUGCCUCGGGAAACCCAGUCCGGAGGAGCGAGGAGAUCGUGGAUUUGAUCGAUUACUUUUCGAAAUGCCAUUACAAGGCGAAGGAGGUCAACCCCAAGGUGGAGCAGAUUGAGAGAAGGUGUCUGGAGUUGUUUGGCAGGGAUUACAAAUACAGUUUAAUUCAAAAUCCCAAUGGGGAGAUUUGUGGCCACUACCCCCGACAGAUCGUCUUCCUGGAGUAUGAGAGCUCAGAACACGACAAAGAGAGGUAUGAGAUUACAGUACAGAUUAGUAAACUGCAGGACCUGGUGAACCGCAGCAAGAUGGCCCGCUGUCGAGGGAGGUUUGUCUGUCCAGUUAUCCUCUUCAAUGGCAAGCAUAUCUGCAGAUCGUCAACGCUAGCUGGGUGGGGAGAGCUGUACGGACGCACAAGCUACAAUUAUAUCUUUUCAGGGGGUUCUGAUGAUGCAUGGGCAGAUUCAGAGGAGGCUCCUGAUGAAGACGGUGCAAUGCGGAAUGGAGACUCCCAGCUGUUUGACAAAGUCAGAGGUCAUGAUAUCAAGCUCCUCCGGUACCUGUCUGUCCGCUAUAUCUGUGACCUGAUGGUGGAGAACAAGAAAGUGAAGUUUGGCCUAAAUGUCACUUCGUCUGAGAAGGUGGACAAGGCUCAGCGCUAUGCAGACUUCACUCUCUUGUCUGUGCCUUACCCAGGCUGUGAAUUUUUUAAAGAUUACAAAGAUCGAGAUUACACAGCAGAGGGAUUGGUCUUCAACUGGAACCAGGACUUUGUGGAUGCUCCCUUAACUAUUCCAGCAUUCCUUGCCAGCAACUUGAACAUUGACUGGAGAGAAUAUCAGUCAUGGGACCUGGUUCAACAGACCCAAAAUUAUCUUAAGCUGCUUAUACACAUCAUCAACAGUGGUGGUGACAGUGGAUUGUUAGUGCACUGUAUAUCCGGCUGGGAUCGGACACCUCUUUUUAUCUCUCUUCUCAGACUCUCACUUUGGGCAGAUGGUGUGACUCAUGCUAACCUAGAACCAGCUGAAAUUCUUUAUCUAACCAUAGCCUAUGACUGGUUCCUCUUCGGGCACAUGCUCCCAGAUAGACUGUGCAAAGGAGAGGAGAUUUUCUUUUUUUGCUUCAAUUUUUUGAAGCACAUCACUUCAGAAAAGUUCUCCGUAAUGAAGAAACAGAGAGCGAAAAAUGCACAGUGCAGGGAAACUGAAUUUACAGUUGAAGAGAUCUGUCAGUUACAUAAGAGAGACCGGGGCAGCGUCACCAGCCUCAGCAGUGACUUCUCUCUCAUGACUGAAGACAGCCCGGCAGCGGCAUCCAGCUUCAACUGUGAAGGAGCAGAGCCAGUCUCUGCAGGGUCUCAAGCGCAGGCAGCCUGGAGAAAAGGCAGGACAUCGUCUCCACAGACUGUUAUGUGGAGCAAAGCUCUUCAGCCAGAGGACAAGCUGCUGCAUCCAGGACUGUCAGAGGCCAAAUCAUCCAGCUCUUCUUCUUCCAACCAAUCGGAGCAAGGCUCUGUAUGGACUGGGAGCAGUCCGCUAGCUGUACCUGGACGCAGAUCUGCCGGCGAGUACGCACGGUCCGGUUCCUCAGUAUCCACCGAUUACGGCAGCUGGCAGAUUGUGUCGGGCUGUGGCAGCCUUCAUGACCAGGGCAUCCUCACUGCCGAGUCUCCCCUCCCCUUCAGCUUUCAGGACGAUGCAACCAGCGGCAGGAUGUGUCCCCCACCCUCGGAGCGACAGGUUCGACUCGAAGCGGUGAGAGAGGUGUUCCUGGCAGCCUACAGCUCCACGGUUGGCUUGAAAUCGACCGCUCCCAGGCCGUCUGGAGCCAUCUCCGGCCUCCUGGAGCAGUUUGCACGGGGAGUGGGACUGAGGGGAACGAACGCCAUCGUCUGACACAGUGUCUCGAAAUGGAUCCAAACGAACGGCAAGACUGACCACAAGCCAGUGCCAAGCUGAGGCUGCAUCUUUUUGUUUCAUUUUACUGAAUGUAAAGCAGCCUGAUAAUUUUAAUUUAUACGUUACUUCUGUUUGUGUGUGUGUGUGUAGGGAGAUGAACAGUGUUAUUAAAGCAAAAGGGAAGGCUUCAUCACCAAGCCAAUAAACCUUCAAGAAACUCAACACCCAUAAGAACAAUGUAAUGUUUUUAUUUUAUUUCUACAAAAGCACAAUCUUUAGAGAAAACAAAGUGAUAAUGGUUUAAAGGUUCUUGGUAAGAUUACUUUGAAAGGGUGAUUUCUAAGGGACAUUCCCCUGGAGUACAGUGAAUUUGUCCAUGUACCCGUUUCUUAAAACAAUUUAAAUAAAAAGGAAGAGAACAAGGUUCGCUGACAUGUUUAAGUAACUGAUGAGCUCUCCCGAUGAACAAAGUUAUUUUCAAAAAUUGUUGGCUCGAGAUGGCAAAUGACUUAUUUGUAUGAAACUGGAAAACGGUAUCAAUGGGGAAAACUUGAGCAGCUUUUGACUUUUUUUUAAUGUACCUCUUAUUGUUGCCUUUGGGCUGUAACUUAAGUAUAUUUCUAUACAAAGCCCAGACUAAUUUUACUGGGUUUGGCAUUAGGCUGUGAUGUAUAAUGGGAGAUAUUUGGUUUUAAGCUUGUAAGUUUCACUUCUGUAAUGAAAAACCGUGGCUGAGUUUUCCAACACUUGAAUAUUGAGACUAAAUGGGACAAUUUAUUCCAUAGCCAGACCUUUUGAAGUAAUCAAUUAUUUUGUGCAGUUUUUUACAAAAUACUGUAACUUACUGUAAAAUACUGUUUCAUGAAACAUUAGGGUAAAAAUGUUGGAUAUUGCACCCAUCUACAAGAGUUGUUUUUUUCAGUAAGAAAGUAUGGCUUUCAUAUAGUAAGACUUUUUUUUUUACUUCUUUAAUGUUUUUAUUAAAAGCCCCUUGUGUGAAAAUCAAGUUUUAGACUUGUUGGAUUGCUUCUGGAUGUGUCCAAGAGAUUACACUUAAUUCAAGGAGAUUUGACAGCCUUCAUCUAAGUCAAAGUUUAAAAUAGAAUUCAAACAGUCUGGGAAAUUGUUUUUAAGAAAUCCUUUCCUCUAACUUCUAUUACUUCUGAAACAAAUUGAUGCCUUGUGCAAAGUUAAAUUCACCUUUUGUUUCUCUUGAUUCUUCUGAAUGAAAGAAGUGGCAAUUCUAAUUGGUGAUUUUUACUCCUGUUUUAGUUAAGGCCUUUUCGGCCUCUAGAAACUCAAAUCCUAGGGGGUUUUCAAAUGCAUACUUUUCAGAAAUUUGUGGAGAGAAAAUGCAGAUAUGUCUAAACUUUAUAUGCAUGAGGAAUUGCAAAAUGAGUACAGAUUUUAACAAGUUUCCUUUACAAGCCCAAUGUUUUUGCAUUGUCUGGAUUUGGCAUUACAGUUUCAGAACCCACUUAUUGUAGGUUCUUCAGUCUAGUUAAUGGUUACAUGUAAAACAAAAACUUUAACAAUGAAUACAAUGGCACAGAGUGUAAGAUGGUUGUGGGAAAAAUCAUUUUGUGACUUGUUUUUCUCUUCAAUUCAUUUGUGAAAUAAAAAUGUCAAUAUUUUAAUGA